Messenger RNA from Iphiclides podalirius (scarce swallowtail), 306 nucleotides. The record is from the annotation of a GenBank genome assembly. NCBI's taxonomy places the organism in Eukaryota, Metazoa, Arthropoda, Insecta, Lepidoptera, Papilionidae.
AUGGCGAAUGGGGCGGUGCGAACUGCGAACGCGCAGCUGGCCGGCAGCCACUGCUCCAAAACAUUACCAUAUAUGCCGGAGCCCCCGGGCACUAGGGGCCGUGCUACUUUGUCCACCAUCAUAUGGGGGGUACGGACCAUAACCCGCCGCGCUGGUCCAGUGCGUGUUGGCGGGUUGCCAGAGCCUCUUUCUUUGAUCAGCAGAGUGCACCGCGGGCAGGCGAGGUUGGUUUGGGUCCCGAGAGAUGUUGGUUGGGACCCCUUGCACUCCAAGAUUAUACGCUUUUUAAGAUUAUCUAAUUUCUUU